AACACGGUGAUCGCUGCCCCAGUCUCCGACGAGCGUCUCCUGCCGCGUGAGGAUCUGUGACCCUGCGCUGCGGGACUACAAGCGCCGUUCGCCGCCAAUCCCAGGAGUAGCUGUUCUUCUGUUCUAAGAAGACUCCUGUCUCCUGGACCUGCUGACAAGUCGUGGACAUCCGACCCUGCAGCUUCAAGGGAAGCCCCGGAUUCCACGACACCAGCAGAGCUCCACCACCCUACCUCAGCUUUUCCUUUUGCCGCGUCGUGGUUUGACUUUGGGCCACCCAGAACGGCAGUCACAGCAGCCAGAACACCCCGCAGUGACCGGCUUCCUGCAGCAGCACUCUUCACCAUUGUGUGGCUCCACCUGGCAGGAAGCUGGAUGGUACCACAGCCCAAAGAGAACGUCUGGGUCACGCUGGCAAAGUCCAUCGGGCAGGAACAACUCUGCAUGGCCCUGGGAGGUGUAGACAACCCGUUGUCUACAUGCCUGGUGGGAGUCCCCCUGUCGGAAAACGAUUUUCCACUCACAGCUAUGAAACCCAACUCGGCGGACUCCUGGGGGAGUUGGAUAAGGACACUACCGCAGGCACCACAGGAACCCCAGGAAUUGGACCUACUGGGGUCCACGAGGGCUCACUUUUGCAUUAGGUUUUACACUAAGGCCCCUCAAGGAAAAAUAGAGCAUAACAUCAAAGAGGUCACACCAACUGAUAAAAAAUAUAUUAAUGAGUGGUGCAACUAUACGAGCCCGGUACUGUCCAAGUCCUACCCAUACCCUAAGGAGCUCCCUCGGGGUGUGUUUUUGAUCUGUGGGGACAGGGUGUGGGCGGGGAUCCCCUCUAAGAUCAAAGGGGGUCCCUGUAGCCUUGGCAGGCUUACUACCCUAACCCCCAACAAGACACAAAUUCUUGAUUGGAAAAGGGGAAGUCAAUCGGCACGCCAAAAAAGAUCCUAUGGGGAAUUCGACCCAAAUUGCGACUCGGAAAUUUAUGACUGGGGCAAAGGAAAGAGGGUCGCCGCAUCCAUCUUUCUACCGUGGUAUGCGGCAGCAAAGGCUCUCGGUGAGAUUUCUCACUUAGGGUGUUGGGUGAGUAAGCAGGCCAAUGCUACCUCUGCCGCCUUAUCAGAUCUCUUGGCGGAAGAAGAGACCACCAGGCACGCCACCUUACAAAAUAGAGCGGCCAUCGACUUUCUGCUGCUCGCCCAUGGCCACAGUUGCGAGGACUUUGAGGGGAUGUGCUGUUUCAAUUUGUCAUCGAGGAGCACAUCCAUCCAAGCCAGCAUCCAGCGGAUCCAGGCGUUGGUAAAGGACUUAAAGACUGAAACUGGGGCUGUGGAUGCUGUGAACAAGAUCUUCUCCCAAUGGGGUGUUCCUGGGUGGGCCAUUCCGAUUGUUAAAGGUUUAGUUUGGGUUUUGAUUAUAAUUUUCUUAAUUUCUGUUGCUUUAACCAUCUUUAAGAAAUUGUUAUCUAGAACAACGGGAAAUGUUUUCUUAAUAAACCAAAAAGGGGGAGUUGUGGGAGGGGUCCCCGCUCUCCCUUGGGAGGUGGCCUCGGUAUAGAGAAAUUGUCAAUCGCCUGUUGCUCCCCUCCCCAGUUGAAGCUGCCUGUCAAAGGUUAACACACUCCCCGGUUCUAGAAAGUUCCUCUGUUCUGUUAACCCCAUUGGACCCUGUUGGAAUGCCACUCCUCUCCUGUAUCCCGAUUGGCUCAUUGUAUGUCACCCCAUCCCGUCUCCUCCCCUCUACCCGUUACCCAUUGGUUGAUUUGUACCCUAGCCACUCCUAACUCUCUGCCCUCAUAUUCUCGGUCCCGCCUUUGUUCUGGGCUCCCGGAGCCAGUUACCCUCCGAGAGCGUUGCUGUUCCUUGCC
This is a messenger RNA of Vidua chalybeata, 1867 nucleotides long. RefSeq lists its product as uncharacterized. The record is from RefSeq and is a predicted model, not a curated record. Lineage: Eukaryota; Metazoa; Chordata; Aves; Passeriformes; Viduidae. Bases 376 to 1557 code for a protein of 393 amino acids. The transcript is spliced from 2 exons.